CUGCGCUUCGCUCCAGACGCAUCUUCAAGUCAGAGCUCCGGAGAGAAACCAGCUGCGCCCCGCACCGUCCGCCGGUUUGGCUCUCCAAGAAACCGCGUUUAGAACCACUGAGCAGGGGAACAAUGAAGAUGCUGCUUCCUCUGGUAAUCCUUCAGCUGCUCCUGGCUCCUGCAUUCACGGUGCCCGGUGGAGAUUACUGGGAGUCGUGGGGUCCUUAUGGAGACUGCAGUCGCAGCUGUGGCAGCGGAGUGACAGUGAGAACCAGACGCUGCAUCACUCACAGGACGGAUGGAGGACACAACUGUGUGGGACCAGACAAGUCCUACAGUUCCUGCAACAUCCAGGACUGUCCAGAAGGGUCAAAGGAUUUCCGUGAAGAGCAGUGCUCCAAGUUUGACGGGACUGACUUCCAAGGGAAACGCUUCAAGUGGCUGCCGUAUUAUGGAGCUGAGAACCCCUGUGAACUGAUCUGCAUGCCGAGAGGAGAGAACUUCUUCUACCGCCACGGCAAUGCUGUGGUCGACGGUACGCCCUGUCACCCAGGACGGAGGGACAUUUGUGUGGACGGAGUCUGCAAGCGCCUCGGCUGCGACAGCAUCCUGGAGUCUCAUCAGCAGGAGGACCCCUGCCUGCAGUGUGGGGGCAACGGACAGUCCUGCCACCAGGUCAAGAACAGCUUCAAAGUCCGUGACCUGACCACUGGCUACAACCAGAUGUUCAUCAUCCCUGUCGGAGCCACAACCAUCAGCAUCAGGGAGACUGUGGCCUCUAGGAACUACCUCGCGAUCAAGAACCUGCGUGGAGAGUACUACCUGAACGGACACUGGGUGAUCGAGUUCUCCAGGGCGACCCCCAUCGCUGGCACCGUUCUUUUCUACCAGAGAGGAGCUGAAGGCGACAACGUGCCCGAAACCAUCAUCGGCCGCGGACCCACCACCGAACCGCUCGUUGUCGAGCUCAUCAGCCAGGAGCCCAACCAGGGAGUGGAGUACGAAUACUACCUCCCAAACGGACGCUCCAGGGACGGAUACUACUGGAGCUUUGGGUCGUGGUCUGCCUGCAGCAGAGAGUGUGGAUCAGGCUACCAGUCUCGGUUGGUCUUCUGCACCAUCGAUAACGAAGCCUAUUCCGAUUAUCUCUGUGCUUCUCUGCCAAGACCACAAACCAACCGUACUUGCAACCCCCAUCAAUGCCCACAAGUCCGCAGCUGGAAAACCGGCGAGUGGAACGCCUGCUCCGUCACCUGCGGUGGAGGCUCUCAGCUGCGCAGCGUGCAGUGUAUUUCCCAUGAUGCAUCUGGCCCCCGCGUGGUGGAAGACGCCGUCUGCGCCGCCUACGCCGAGGCUCCUCCCACUCUGCAGACCUGCAACAUGCACAAAUGUGCCGAGUACCAAGUGACGGCAUGGAGCGCCUGCUCGGUGACCUGUGGUUCAGGAGAGCAGACCAGAGAGGUGACCUGUGUGGGUUCAGGUGGGAUGAGGCUGGAGGAAACCUCCUGCAGCACUCUGCUCCGUCCUGCAGCCGUCCAGCCCUGUCAGAUGGUGGCCUGCUCCAGACAGAUCAGCUGGCAUGUCGGGGAGUGGGGUCUGUGCUCUCGUAGCUGUGGCUCCGGCUCUCGGGAGCGUCAGGUGAUCUGCUCGGACCAGGAGAGGAACCUUUAUCCUGUGGCUCAGUGCAGCGCCCAGCCGAAGCCCACCACCGUGGAGCGCUGCAACUCCCAGCCCUGCUACAGCCCCCAGGCUGUUCCCAGCGUCCAGGACCCACGAGGACACGACAACAGUCAGACUGGCUUCCAGCCAUAUGUGCCGGAUCACGCAACAGUCCGCAGGCCCGAGACAAGGGACCCGGCCCAGACCAACACCGUCCAGGACCCUCACAGCUCGGCUCCGGCUCUCCACUGCAGCCAGUCUUACUACGGCUGCUGCCCAGACGGACGUACUUCAGCCGGAGGACCGCAGGGCCUCGGCUGCCCUCACACUCCGGCUCCAACUCCCUCCCAGCCGUCCUGCAGCCGGACCAGCUAUGGCUGCUGCCAAGACGGUGUGACGGCGGCUCAGGGCCCCAACAUGCUUGGAUGUGUGAGUGACAUGGUCCCAGCUCCCACCGCUGCUCCGUCUCUGCCCACUGAGAAUGCCGUUCAGUGUCGAACAACCACCUACGGCUGCUGCUACGACCGAACUACACCUGCAGAGGGACCCAACGGAGAGGGCUGCCCCAACCCCCCCAACCACAUUGAGCGGUCGAUCUGCUCCCUGCCUCGUGGUGCCGGCUCCUGCAGCGGCUGGGUGUCCCGCUACCACUUUGACGUCAUCACCUCCAAGUGUGUGCACUUCUGGUACGGCGGUUGCCACGGCAACAGCAACAACUUCAUGACCCGGGCAGAGUGUCAGAGGGCGUGUCCGGGGCCCAGCCACCAAGGCCCACGGCCGGGAGCUCCCGCUAGAGAACCAACCAGGGAGUCCACCGCCGGAAGAGCCACAUCUGGAGGACGUGGCACAGCCGGAGCAGGCACAUCAUCAGGGGGUCGCACCACAUCUGGAGCUGGUACAUCAUCUGGAGGACGUGGCACAUCUGGAGCCGGCACAUCAUCUGGAGGACGCGCCACAUCAGGAUCAGGUACCUCAUCUGGAGGACGCGGCACAGCUGGAGCAGGCACCCCAUCUGCAGGAGGCUCCACCGCCGGAGGGUCGACAGAUGCUCGGUCACGCAACAUGGGGAGGAUUUUCACCGUCCAGGGCGGCUCAACCAGCGGCACCGGCAGACAGGCCACCAGCGCCGCCAGCGCCGCCACACAUGCCCACAGAGCCAGAGUCCACAUGCGGGCCCGCCGGCCUUUGCCUGCCACAGCUGCACAGCACAGCGGCCCAGCUGCCAGUCUGACCCAAGGAGGGGUGUCCAUCGACAAGACCGACCCCUCCACCGUGGAGGCUCUGGUCGGCCAGACGGUCGUGCUGCCCUGCAGAGUCAGUCCUCCGCCUUCGUUCGCCGUCGUCGUGGAGUGGAGACGAGACGGCAUCCCUCUGUCCACUCACAGGCACCACCAGCAGCCCAACGGUUCCCUGUUAGUCGGUCCUCUCAUCGUCUCAGACUCCGGCUGGUUCCUAUGUGUGGCCACUCGAGGGCGAGAGAGAGAUCACCGCUACAUCUACCUGUCUGUCUCAGGUACUGCUUACCUUGUUAACGUGUCCAUAUGGUAUGUUACCUGCAGAUGUCAGAGUGAACAAAAUGUUGUUUCCUGCAGGUUCUCUCAGCACUCAGACGGGACUCUGGUCAUCGGGCCUCUGAAGUCGGAUGAUUCGGCCGUUUACACGUGCACCGUUUCCAACCAUCAGCAGCUGGAGCAGAAACAGCUGCAGCUCAGAGUCCAGGCCGACCUGCAGAUCACGACAGCUCCCAACAACAUCCAGGUGUCUGAAGGCAGCACGGCCCUGCUGCCCUGCGUCGUGUCCGGAGACAACGUCAACAUCGGCUGGUCCAGAAACGGUGUUCCGAUUCGUCCAGAUGGAAGAAAAAUCCUCACGUCCCCUGACGGCAGCCUGAUCCUGAAUAACGUGAAGCCGUCGGACGAGGGAACCUACACCUGCAACGCCUACACUGGGAUCUACUCUGUGAGCGCCACGGCUGAAGUCAGAGUCAUCAAAGACACACAACAGGGUGACGUGCCUCCUGAAUGUGUCGACCAGCCUGAACUCGCCAACUGUGAGCUCAUCGUUUACGCCCGACUUUGCUCCAAUACGUACUACUCCAGUUUCUGCUGCGCCAGCUGCACCAGACACUCGCAGAGGAACGGCAGGUUCGGCCGGUCGGGAUAAAAACUGCAGCUUCAGGACGGUUUGGAGGAAGAAGAUGGUGCUUGAAAAGCUGUUCUGGAGGACUGCAUUUCUUUUUUUUUUUUUUCUUUUAACUCUGAACUGCUGCAUUUGCCAAAAGGACUCAACAACACUGACCAGGUUGUGCAGAAGCAUGAUUGAAUAAAUCAAUAAAAAGGGACUGAUUACCGUAGAUGUAGGUGAAAGUAAACUAGGAGUUGUGUGAUCAGGGAGUCCAACAAUGAGAAUGGAAACAUGGACCUGGGAAUGAAAGAAACCCUGUAAACCUGUAAAGUCUGCUGAAUGUGACGAGGAGAUGAGCUUGUUCUCACUCUGCCACGUCUUUAAGAUAAGUUAUUCACUCACUGGACCUGCGUGUUCUCUGUUUUUUAGAGAAUCACGAGGAUUUUACCUUUGAGAUUAUUAAACUGUUUCCUGUUC
Molecule: messenger RNA, 4250 nt
Organism: Stegastes partitus (bicolor damselfish)
Lineage: Eukaryota; Metazoa; Chordata; Actinopteri; Pomacentridae
Gene: paplna
Product: papilin a, proteoglycan-like sulfated glycoprotein
Exons: 25
Coding region: 123-3812 (1229 amino acids)
Biological process (GO): extracellular matrix organization; proteolysis
Cellular component (GO): extracellular matrix
Molecular function (GO): metalloendopeptidase activity; serine-type endopeptidase inhibitor activity
Source: RefSeq, a predicted model, not a curated record